This is a messenger RNA of Arachis duranensis, 1077 nucleotides long. RefSeq lists its product as uncharacterized. The coding region runs from base 1 to 1077 and encodes 358 amino acids. The transcript has a single exon. The record is from RefSeq and is a predicted model, not a curated record. NCBI's taxonomy places the organism in Eukaryota, Viridiplantae, Streptophyta, Magnoliopsida, Fabales, Fabaceae. Gene Ontology annotation, molecular function: nucleic acid binding; zinc ion binding.
AUGAUCGCUGUGGCUCCUAUGGAGAUCAUUGUCUUCUCCGACUUGGUGAACAAAGCAAGAGUAGUGGAGGAGUAUGCCAAGACCGUGGUGGCAUCCAAGGAUGCUCAUGGAGGGAGCUCUAGUCAUGGGCGUGGCAAGUAUUUUCAUCCAAGAAGACAAAGCUUCAAAAGAGGAGGAUAUGCACCUCAAGGCCAAGGAGACUUCAGAAAGAACAAUCAGAAUCAGUUCCAGUAUGCUAAAGGAAGAGGGAAUCAGAGUGGUUGCUUCCGUUGUGGGUUACCUGGCCACAUUGCGAGGGAUUGCACUCGUGGGAGGAAUCAGAAUACGGACCAGAAUCAGCACCAAGGUCGAGUUUUUGAUAAAUCCUUAGUUGCAUUAUAUGAUACUGGAGCUUUGCAUUUGUUUAUUUCAUUUGCUAAAGUUGAGGAAUUAGGCUUGAAAAUGUCAGAGUUACCUUUUGAUCUGCAUGUACAUACUCCGCAUCAAACAGUUAUGACUAGGUCAGGUUGUAGACAAGUAGGUUUCAAGCUUAAGGGUAGAGACUUUGUGCACGAUUUGAUCUAUUUACCAAUGGUGGGAUUGGAGAUGAUUUUGGGGUUUGAUUGGUUGUCGAAGAAUCGGGUUUUGUUGGAUUGCUUUGAACAGACUAUUCGGUCUAUGCCGGAAGGAGAGAAUAGGGCAGUGGUAGCUACAGGGUAUUACCUGAACUCUAUAAUGGUGCAUUGUAGUAGAGAGGAGUGUCAGGGUUAUAUUUUGUUGGCUGCUAAUACAUUGGGUGAUGCCCAGAACUUAGAUCAGAUUCCGGUGGUUAGAGAUUUUCCAGAAGUGUUCUCAGAAGAUAUCCCUGAGUUCCCACCUCAAAGGGAAAUUGAGUUUGCGAUUGAAUUGGUGCUGGGAGCCAGACCAAUAUUGAUUGCGCCGUAUAGAAUGGCUCCAAUAGAGCUGGCAAAGUUAAAGACUCAGUUGGCAGAGCUUCUGAAUAAGAGGUUCAUUCGGCCGAGUGUAUCACCGUGGGGAGCGCCAGUUUUAUUGGUGAAGAAGAAAGAUGGAGGAAUGCAUUUGUGUGUGGAUUACUGA